This is a messenger RNA of Danio aesculapii, 2940 nucleotides long. RefSeq names its product toll-like receptor 13. The transcript has a single exon. Gene Ontology annotation, biological process: inflammatory response; immune response; toll-like receptor signaling pathway. NCBI's taxonomy places the organism in Eukaryota, Metazoa, Chordata, Actinopteri, Cypriniformes, Danionidae. Bases 1 to 2853 code for a protein of 950 amino acids. Gene Ontology annotation, cellular component: membrane. Gene Ontology annotation, molecular function: protein binding; transmembrane signaling receptor activity. The record is from RefSeq and is a predicted model, not a curated record.
AUGAAGAUCAUUGUGGAACUGAAGAUGGUCCUUCUUUUUGCAAUCUUCAUCCUAUUUCUGAAGACUUCACAUGUUUGUUCUUGGCUUGCUGGAAAAUGCCGUGUCUACAGUGAUGGGGAAGAAUUUCAUGUUAAAGCAUCUUCUGCUUCAAAUACGAUCACUACUGUAUGCCGUAGUGUCACUGACAUAAAAGAAGACCUUCGAGGACUUCCUGCAAACCUACUAAAUCUCUUUGUUGAGAUGGAUAUAGGUUGUCAUGGUGUCCUGGCUCCAAACUCGUUCUCAAGUUUUGCAUCUCUGGAACAACUUACAAUUUCUGGAUGCUUUUCAGAGAUCCCUCCAGAAGCGUUUAAUGGAUUGACGAACGUAACUUCACUAAAAAUAUCUUACAACUUUUCAGAAAACUGCAGUGAGGUAGCUCUUGAUUUCAGUCACCUUCCGUCACUUACCAGUUUGUCUAUUUCAGACUAUAGUUUGUCGUUAUUGCCAUCAAAUGUUUUUGAAACAAUUCCUCUUUUGCAAAACUUAUUUUUAGCUAAUGUGUGUUUGAGGGACAUGUCUGAGGUUUUGUGUCGGCUGUCAAAGGUUAAGACACUGAAGUACUUUACUCUAAAUGAAAUUUUGUUAAAUAGACUUCAGUACCCAAACUGCUCUAUUUUCAAUACAUCUGACAUAUCUGAGUUCAAUAUUAAAGAAGUGCAUUUGCAUUUUGCAACAGUAGAGCAUGUAGACGAGGGUGCUUUGAAAGUUUUUAGAAAGCUCUCUAGCUUUGUUUUUUCUGUUUCAAGCACAGAUUUCCUGAGAGAUCUUUCUUUAAUUGGAGUCCAUAAAAUCAGAACUUUGGAUUUCAGAGUGGAUGUACUUAAUGUUGCUGACUUGUGUACAGCAGCAAAAUUAUAUGGGAUUAACUCUAUACAAGUUAAAUAUAAAACAACUAACUUUCUGCCGACUCAUACUAAUAUUUCAGGUGGCUGUAAAACUAUUAAGGACGUAAUACUUGAUACAACUGUAAAUCCUACAAACAUCUUAGAUGUAAAUUCUGUCUUCCAGAUUUUCAGCAACCUCACACUUAUUAGCAUAUAUAAGCAUGUGCUCAGAUCAGAUGAUUUCCAAACUUUGUGUGCUUCAUUUCCACAAACAGUCAAACAUCUUUCUGUCAUGGAUCUGCGAGUAAAGAAGGUGGAUAAGAUAGUUUCUCACCAAUUUAUGUGUUUUCCAAAUCUUGAAACUUUGAACUUUACCUCAAGCAAAAUUUUUGUCAUAGAGGAUUUUGCUUUCAUUGGAUUGAACAAGCUAAAAGAGCUAAACCUCUAUAAAAACAAAAUAUCUUCUAUUCAUCAACACACAUUCAGUGGCUUACAUGAACUGAUGGUUCUGAAUCUCCAAGAAAAUCCAAUAAUCCACAUCGAGCCGGAAUCCUUUAGACAUCUUAUUAAGCUUAGCUCAUUUCUGUUGGGAGAUCUUAAAUUUUAUCCUAACAUGUCACUGAUCAAGCUGCAUUUAUCUGAUAUAUUUGGAGGAAUUCCAUAUAAUUUGAGUAAUGUGUUCAUUAGUUCAGGAUUGAGACCAAUGCACCUUGUGAUCGGGAGUAAUACCACACUGAAUAAUGGGCUAAACUUGCACAUCAAAGGUCAAUAUGUGAUUGUUGAGGACUGCAAUAGUUUACUUUUAACAUCUGUAAUCACACUUCAGAUAAAUGCAGCAUAUAUGAUCUGUGAAAAUGAAUUCAUUGGGAAAUAUGUCCCAUCAGUCGUCAGUCUGGAAUUUCAGUCAAUGUUCUCUGACAAUAUUGGAGACUUGUCUGUAAUCAAUCAGCUUGUUCAUUUAAAAAAUCUAAAACUGCGAAACAUUGACUUUACAAAUCAGCCAAACACAGCCAUAAUGUUUCACAAUCUGACAAAACUGGAGACUCUGAUUCUGGCAAACUGCAGAAUAUUCUUUCUAGAUGGAAGUCUGACCAAAGAUUUAAAGGCACUGACAAAACUUUUGCUUUCCCCAAAACAUACAGUUAACAUUCUUCACAGUUUUGUGGAACGUCUUGUUCAUUUGGAGUACAUCCAUAUUGAUAACAUAGUUCUGUACUGCAGUUGUGAUAAUGCAUGGCUGGUAUCGUGGAUAAGGGACAACAGGAAGGUGGAGGUUGUCAUGUCAAACCCCAGCAUGCAAGAUUUGCAGUGUUUGAUUGGCAAUGAAGUUGACCAACUCAACUUUGCCAGCUACGCCAAGGAGAACUGCUCACUUGAACUUGAAUUUGUGUUCUUCGCCUGUUCUUCUGUGUUUUUGUGCAUCUUUAUUGUUGUGGUAUUGAUGUAUAAAUUUGUAGGCCAGUACUUCAAGCCGUUCUAUCACAUCGCCAGUGGAUUGUUUCGAGAGGCUUUGCGUAUGAAGGAGAAACCGCAGUACCGCUAUGAUGCUUUCGUGUCUUACAGCGGUAAGGAUGAGCACUGGGUCAUAGAGGAACUUCUUCCAAACUUAGAGCAGCGCGGGCCUCCAUUUUUGCAUCUCUGUCUGCACAGUCGGGACUUUCAGUUGGGACACGACAUUGUGGAAAACAUCACAGACAGCAUUUACGCAAGUCGCCGGACUCUUUGUCUCGUCAGUCGCAACUACCUCAAUAGCAAUUGGUGCUCACUGGAGAUGCAGCUGGCCACCUACCGGCUCCAGGUAGAACACAGAGACAUUCUUAUCCUGGUCUUCCUAGAAACUAUUCCAUCUCGCUUGCUUUCCUCCCAUCACAGACUGGCCCGGCUGGUAAAAACUAGGACCUAUCUGGACUGGCCACAGGACCCGGAGAUGCAUGAAGCAUUCUGGCACAGAUUGUGGUGUAAACUGAGCUCUAAUAAAGCCAACUAGACUUUCCUUCUGUUUAUUGUGAAGUUGCUUAAGAUAAUUUACAAACUUUCUUUUGUAAAGUGAGCAAUAUUUCAGUAAAAGUUAAAU